AUCUCUCUCCUCCUCUCCUCUCUCUCUCACACUCUCUCUCUCUCUCUCUCUCUCUCUCCUCUUUCUCUUAUUCCCAAUCUCCCCUCUCUCUCCCUCACCCUCUCCCUUCCACUCUCCCACCCCCUC
Cryptomeria japonica (Japanese cedar) is the source of this 126-nucleotide messenger RNA. RefSeq lists its product as uncharacterized. The record is from RefSeq and is a predicted model, not a curated record. NCBI's taxonomy places the organism in Eukaryota, Viridiplantae, Streptophyta, Pinopsida, Cupressales, Cupressaceae. The annotation marks the transcript as partial. The transcript is spliced from 2 exons.